Dendronephthya gigantea is the source of this 1617-nucleotide messenger RNA. RefSeq lists its product as uncharacterized. Bases 355 to 1074 code for a protein of 239 amino acids. Lineage: Eukaryota; Metazoa; Cnidaria; Anthozoa; Malacalcyonacea; Nephtheidae. The transcript has 6 exons. The record is from RefSeq and is a predicted model, not a curated record.
GAGCAUGAAUAUAUGAAUAUGUCCACCCAACUUAUCGAUGCUGGCGACGACACUGCCGAGUUUUGAUUCUUGAUAAAAAGACAUGUGCCUUUUUUGGAAUUUCAAAGACUAGCUUUUUGAACGCCUGUAUUUUAAUACUUGUAAAGCAAUAUUUCAAGGACUCAUUUAUACUGACCAUUGUUCGAAAAUUGCUUCUGUAAGCAUCUAUCUAGCAAGGGUAAUCCCCUAAAUUGCGUAUAAAAAAAAUUGGGCAUUCUUCGUCCUUUGCAGUUUGAAGGGAGCAUCAAAGUUGUGCCAUACAUAUAAACUGUGGUUAUACAAGACCCAUCACAGAUAACAGAAAUCCUGCUCAACAUGAUAUGUAUCAUAUUUUUAACUGCCAAAGUUGGAAAAGCAUCAAAUGAUGAAAGAAACAUUACCUCUGUACACUUUGACAAAGGCAAAUGUGAAAUAAAGCAUUGCAAAAAAUACAUCCAAAAAGAUGCGGGCUUGUUUGUACAAUUUCAAGCACAAGAAAUCAAAGUAACAUACACACAUGUCGCACUGAAAGCUGUACAUGAUAAUAACAAGACAGAAGAGAUAUGUACUGUUGAUUUUGAUGACAAUGAUACAAGCAAUAAAACUUGCAAGUUGUCAAGCAAUGAUAAGGAAGUCAAUAUCACUGUGAUGAGUGGAGAAAGAUGCAUCAAAGAUUGCAGACUGAUGCUUGACUUUUUCCCAACUUCAGAUUGUUUUAAACCUCAAGGCAUCCAUGUAAUACACAAAAAAAUAACAGUGGAAGCAUUGUAUGCAGGCGAGAUGACAACAAAACCAACCAAACCUGCAGCAAUCAAGCCAGGCAAAUCCACAGCAAUCACCCUCAGAAAAUCCACAGCAACGUACACAACAGAGGUGAAUGCAGACAAAUCGACAGCAAGCUCAGUUAGCCAAACUCCAACAGAAGGAAGUUCAACAGAUGAGAAAACAACCCGACAGAAAUCAAGUGCUAGCUCCAAGAAUGAUAUAACAAAGGAUGUGCAUAUUGUCUUACUUGCCACAUUGUAUUUUAUUUUUGCACAAUACUUUGUGCAUUGAUUUAGCAUGCAUAUAUAGACAUUGUAAAUUAUUUUGUAUAUAAAAUCUUGUUUCAUAGAGUUUUGAAAUUUUAACCCUCUAAAAUAUGUGAUGGGUUUGGAAAAAAAUGUUCGUUGCAUUGUGUAUUUUAGGUAUUAUAGUUGAAGAAACUAUUUAUUCUGCUAUCUGUAUAUAAAUGGUUAUGGAAUAAUGUUUAACAGACAGUUGGUGCAUAAUUUAAUUCUUUGAGUAUAUGUAAGUUAAUUGUACCAACAAUAAUUCCCAAAAAAAUUGUUCACAGAAAAUCAGAUACAAAAAUACCAGAUUUUUUAGCAGAUUUCAGUGACUUUUGAUACGUAAAAGGGCUCUUGACUUAUCACACCUUUCAUGCAAUGAUCAGAUAGUAAAUAUUUUUUUAAAAACAUACCCUUUCCAUGAACUCCAUUCUUUCCAUAGCUGCAUUCUCCAAUACAAAAUAUGUCCCAAUAUUUUGUUAGCUAUUUGACAUCCACCCCAGCACCUUCAAUCUGGGAUGAAAUUUAAGGGUUGUUAGUUAAAAAGUAU